CAUGGAGGACAAGCGCAACAUCCCCAUCAUCGAGUGGGAGCACCUGGACAAGAGGAAGUUCUACGUGUUCGGCAUCUGCAUGACCAUGAUGAUCCGCGUGAGCGUCUACCCCUUCACGCUCAUCCGGACGCGGCUGCAGGUUCAGAAGGGCAAGAGCCUCUACAACGGGACCUUCGAUGCCUUUGUGAAAAUCCUGCGGACAGAGGGGGCCGCCGGGCUCUACCGCGGCUUCCUGGUCAACACGUUCACCCUCAUCUCCGGCCAGUGCUACGUGACCACGUACGAGCUCACUCGCAAGUACGUGUCGCGCUACAACAACAACAACGCCGUCAAGUCUCUGGUCGCGGGCGGCUCGGCCUCCCUGGUGGCCCAGAGCAUCACGGUUCCCAUCGACGUGGUCUCCCAGCACCUCAUGAUGCAGAGGAAAGGGGAGAGCAUGGGCAGGUUCAAGGUGCAGAGCCAGGAUGGCAAGCGCCUGCUGGUCUUCGGCCAGACCAAGGACAUCAUUGUGCAGAUCUUCAAGGCCGAUGGCUUUCGAGGCUUCUACCGGGGCUACGUGGCCUCGCUGCUCACCUAUAUCCCCAACAGCGCCGUGUGGUGGCCCUUCUACCACUUCUACGCCGAGCAGCUUUCCAGCUUGACUCCGAAGGACUGUCCCCACCUGCUCCUGCAAGCCAUAUCGGGGCCGCUCGCGGCCGCCACCGCGUCCACGCUCACCAACCCCAUGGAUGUCGUCAGGGCGCGGGUGCAGGUGGAAGGCAAGAGCUCCAUCGUCCUCACCUUCAAGCAGCUCAUCGCAGAGGAGGGGCCCUGGGGGCUCACGAAAGGCCUCUCCGCCCGCAUCAUCUCGGCCACCCCCUCCACCAUCGUCAUCGUGGUGGGAUACGAGACGCUGAAGAAGCUCAGCCUCCGCCCGGAGCUCGUGGACUCCAGGCACUGGUAGAGGCGGUCGGCGGGAUGGAAACCUCCUUUGGAGCCUUCCGGACCUGGACCGUCGCGGUGGCAGCUC
Molecule: messenger RNA, 1009 nt
Organism: Tinamus guttatus (white-throated tinamou)
Lineage: Eukaryota; Metazoa; Chordata; Aves; Tinamiformes; Tinamidae
Gene: SLC25A44
Product: solute carrier family 25 member 44
Biological process (GO): branched-chain amino acid transport; branched-chain amino acid catabolic process
Cellular component (GO): mitochondrion
Molecular function (GO): branched-chain amino acid transmembrane transporter activity
Source: RefSeq, a predicted model, not a curated record